AUGGCCACCACCACCGCCCUCGCGCCAGCAGCCGGACCAUCGAGGCAGCCGUCCAACAACAGCCAGGAGACGUGGUCCCCGAAACGCUACCUCGAGCCCAACCAUCCAGACAAUGAGGAGGUCCUCGAACAGGCGGCAUACCAGGCUGCCGUCACUCGUCCCCCCGGCGACUCGCGCGGCAACCGCAAGUACAAGCCCCGCAGGACAGUCGACUACAUGGGUGGUGUGCAAAAGCUGCGCAUUAUGGGCAAGAUGCGAGGCGUGCAGUACCGGCCGCCAAUACACCCCAACCCCAGCGACAUCAUCAACCUCCUUCCACCUGCGGGCCUCAUCAGCAACCCGUCAACGUCCGUCUGCGAUUACUUUGUCCAUACGUCCAUCAACAAGGAGCGGUCGCCAACGCGAGUGGUCAAGUGGACACCAGAUGCGCGCCGUUUGCUCACCGGAAAUGACAAGGGUCAGUUUACGCUUUGGAACGGCGCUUCGUUCAACUACGAGUCGAUCACGCAGGUGCACGACGAUUCCAUCCGUCACAUGUCCUACUCGCACAAUGGCCAGGCUCUCGUUUCGACCGACAAGUCGGGCUGGAUCAAGUACUUUACACCGCACCUGACCAACAUCCACGGUUUCCAGGGCCACCGUGAAGCAUGUCACGGCGUGGCGUGGAGUCCCAAUGACGAACGCUUCGUGACCGGCGGUGACGACGGUCUGGUCAAGAUUUGGAACUAUCGUGCGGCGUCCGCUGAGCGCGAGCUCUCGGGCCACGGUUGGGACGUGCGUUGCGUCGACUGGCAUCCUACAAAGGGUCUUGUGGUCUCGGGAUCCAAGGACAUGCUGGUCAAGUUCUGGGACCCCCGCACAGGCAAGGAACUGUCCACUCUCCACUCGCACAAGGCAGUCAUCAACUCGUGCCAGUGGAACCCCGAGGGCCACAUUGUCGCCACGGCAGGUGGUGACGGCCUCAUUCGCCUCUUUGACAUUCGAACGUUCCGCGAGCUCGAGGCCUUGAAGGGCCAUACAAAGGAGAUCAACUGUCUCGAGUGGCACCCCAUCCACCACUCUGUCCUCGCCUCGGGCGACGCCGCCGGUUCCAUCGCCUACUGGUCUCUGCUGGCGCCCGACAUGUCCAAGCCUGUGACCAUGAUGGAGGCCGCGCACGACGACGCCGUCUUCUCCCUCUCCUUCCACCCCUUGGGCCACAUCCUCUGCUCGGGCUCCAAGGACUUCACCGCGCGUUUCUGGAGUCGUGCCCGUCCCGUGGGCGGCCACGAGAUUGACCGAUACCAUCUCGGCGAGGAAGGAGCCUACCGCGCCGAAAAGGAGCGCGAGGAGAGCCAGCCGUCCAAGUGGCCCAACCUGCCCACCCGCGACGACGAGGGCGGCCUGCCUGGUCUGCCUGGCCUCCCCGGCCUGUCCGGCGGUGCCAAUGCCAAGCCUCCUCUUCCUCCCAGUGUCCGUCCAGGCGGCUUACCCGGUCUCGGCGGCGGUGCCAGCCCGCGUACGGGAUCUGGGCCACCGGGCCUCGGCGGUCCUGGUCCAGGAGGUGCUCCGCCCGGCCUUGGUGGCAGCGGCGGCCCGCCUCGCAAUGCCAACCACAUGCCUCCAGGGCCUCAGCGCCGAUGGGGCCAGGGCGCGCACCACGGCGGCGACGACAUGAUGCGCCCGCCACCCGGUGCAGGCGGAUACGCCGGUGGAGCGGCUGCUGGAGGCGGCGGCGGCGGAGCUCCAGGCGACAGGUGGCGGCGACCCCAGGCCGGCCCGCCAGGCGGUGCGGGCGGUUACGGCCGGGAUAACCAGCGCGAUGGCGGUGGUUAUGGGCAGCAGCAGCAGCAGGGAGGCGGCGCCGGUGCCCAGGGCGGCUUUGGCAACCAGCAGAAUGGCUAUGGCCAAGGCGGCCAAGGUCAAGGUGGAUACGGUCGCGGCGCGCCAGGCCAGGGCGGGUAUGGCCAAGGCCAAGGCCAACAAGGCGGUCAAGGAGGAGGAUACGGCCAGCAGCAAGGAAGCCAGGGCGCCCAGGGAGGAGGAUACGGCCAGCAACAAGGAGGAGGAGGGUACGGUCAGCAGCAGGGAGGUGGCUACGGCGCGCGAGGUGGUGGUGGUGGCGGCGGCGGCUAUGGCCGUCGCUAG
Molecule: messenger RNA, 2127 nt
Organism: Apiotrichum porosum
Lineage: Eukaryota; Fungi; Basidiomycota; Tremellomycetes; Trichosporonales; Trichosporonaceae
Gene: PFS2
Product: pre-mRNA cleavage and polyadenylation factor (CPF) complex subunit
Exons: 4
Coding region: 1-2127 (708 amino acids)
Cellular component (GO): mRNA cleavage and polyadenylation specificity factor complex
Molecular function (GO): protein binding
Source: RefSeq, a predicted model, not a curated record